UACUCCCAGGCUCAAACCAUUUACUUUAGAGGGCAGACAGUUAAAAUUUAAAAAAUUUACGACAAUUAUGCUCAUUUUUGACAAUCGGCGCAUUUCCGACCAUCGGUUAAAGGGAAAUGCGUUCUUCCUUUAACAUUUUACCAGAAGCACCUGUAAAAUAUUAAUUUGUUAUGCCAAUGGACAUAUCAAUAAGUUUAAACUAAUAGUUGCGUCAUCACUUAAACUACAUUAAUAUUUAACUGAUGCAACAAUUCUAACUUUCGCUUCCGUAAAAAUAGAGGUGAUCUGACUUCGUCCUCGAUUAACGCGAUUGUUUAAAAAAAAGAUUCUUAAAAGACUAUUUGUCAUCUCUCAUGUUUGUCUCUCUAGAUUUGAACAGAUUUAUCAGAUUACUAUAUACUGUAGGUUUCGUUAUUGGAAGAUUAAUGAAUUUCAUUUCGAUGGCAGGCGGUAAAGAUGUUAGAAAAAGAAAACAAUGGGAUUUGAAGAUCGAAAUAACGCGAAAAUAGUGCGUACAUGUCAACUGUAUUGGCCAUCAGCCUUCGAGAAUGACUUCCCAAACGGUUCGAACUCCUCGAAAAGAGACGGACGACAUCUUCGUCCAAGCAGAAAUCAUAAACAGCCCACGUAUAGAGAUUGAAUUCCAUUGAAUCGCCACACAAACAAGAUCUUAGAGAAACAGCUGAAAAAAUAUUAGACCGCACAAGAUGAAGCGAGCUGAAAACGUGUUAAGAAAUGCUACCGUAUACAUUGAUUGUUACGUACAUGCUUUGGAGAAAGUUCUCCGUUUGUGGAAAAUGUCGAUAUCGUCAUUUCAACCAGCUGAGUUUAUACGAGAAGGAAAGAAAAAGUGUUUUCGCCUUUUGCUUACGAAGGAUAGUACAGAGGAAGAAGUUUGUUUUGGUUGCGGAUGAGUCGAAUCCUUGAAACAGGCAGCUAGCUAUAAAAAUGGCUUUUCAUUAUCGUUCCCUAGCGUGGGACAGAGAAUCCUUAGAAGUGUAUCUGGUAGCUACUGUGUGGACGGGAUUUAAAUGGCAAUUUAUAUGCUAAAAAUCACACGCAUAAAAAGUUAUACGUUAAAUGGAAGCGUAUUGCCUCGAUUCUUUGCUGUCAUUAUGCAGUGCCGAUGAAUUAAGAAAAACGAAAGAAUUAUAAAUAUUUUUUACGGUAUUUGAUUUUAGCUAUACUGUUGUAUACAAAGAUGAAAAGACGACAAUAUAUUUUUUCAGCAGAUGUUAUCUGCUUACGCAUGAUUAUAAAAUUGAACUUUCUUCAUAACAGCAAUUUAUUCAUUACUUGUGAACAAAGGCCUUAUUUCAUUUCGUUUGUAAUAUUGACUGCUUGUGCGUGUGUGUGUGUUGUCAGGCACGUGUUAAUCGUGUUUGAAUAUUAUAUAUUGUAUUUCCAUUGAGCUUUAUUUUGCUCGUAAUUAGGAAAAUAUGUUUUGAAAUGAGCGCGAAUGGGAAAAUGGCCAAGUUGUCGACGAGCGUUUCUUCGAUGUACUGGAAAAUCCCAUUUUUUCCUCAACAAAAGCAAAUGAUCGCCGAUCAUGGGAUAAUUAUAAAAAGGCAAUCAAAUGUCGAAAAUGAAGAAGACGCUGCUAUACCGAGCAAGAAGGAAGUGACUUCUCAUCCUGAUUAUUGGGAGAUUCGCAAAAUCAUUCGCUUAAUUCAGAUCGGUGAUCCAACGGCGACUGUGUUGAUGUUAUGUGCUCUUAAGGAGUUCGAUUUUUUACAAACAGCUUUUGGCAGCGAAAUCAUCCGUCAUCUUAACGGUGUUUCUCUUUUUCUGAACAUCAUUGAAACAGAUGAUGAUCGAUGUAAGAUGGCAGCACUAAAUGUACUCGUGACUUUAGCAAGAUCUCCAAAAUCAUCUGAAACAAUCCUAAGAAAAAAAGGUAUGCAGCUGUUUGUCUUAAUUCUCAGGACGGAGAAAAAUAAAACUGUCCUCUCUUUGGUUUGCGAAGUUAUUACGUCCAUGGCAAAGCAUGGUUAUGCCACACGAUUCUUGAAGGAACUGAAGGUUGUGGAAAUACUGAUGACUGUGUUUAAAGAUUGCGCAAAGCACAAACGCCAAAGUGAAAACCUUAAACUGUUUCACAGUGUUUGCUACGCUGUUUGGAGUUGUUGCUUAUCGGGGAGAAAAGAAGAUGCAAUUGCAGUGUCGGAAUGUUUAGGCGUUAUCACUCGUUUGGUUAGGACGAAGGAUGACGAGCAAGUGCGACCAUUAUUGGGCAUUAUUGAGGCAUGUUGUGAUGUGUCAUAUUUUUGUCGCGAACUGGAUGGCGAGAAUUUGGUUGGUGAACUUAUAUCGAAGAUGAAAUCAACCGAAGCGAUUAAAAUUUUAUCAUUGAAGAUUUUAUACAAGUGUGCUGGCGAUGAACGUUUUCAGAAAACGUUCAUGAAAUCAAACCACUUGCAAGACAUCGUGAUACUUUUUGAAAAGUUGCAAGGAAAGAGAGAGCGUGGAAACGUUGACUUUGUUACUGGGUUUCGUGUGGAAAUGCUGUUUAAAUGAAGAACAUCGAGCGAGAUUUAUAGAUGAAGGAAUUUUCUCCAACAUUUUGAACAUUAUCAAAGAAGAUCGAUGUGUCGAGGUAAAAGCCAUUGCCCUCGGUUUAAUGUCCGACCUGUUGUCAGGAAACGUAGUUACGAACGUGAUCCACGAUUCUGACCUUGUCACCAAACUGAUCCAUUUCUUGUCCGUGACAGAAUCCUUACUAUUAAUGAACAGUGCACGCUGUCUUGGAGUAUGUGCUGUGGACAAGACUUUUAGAAC
Molecule: messenger RNA, 2778 nt
Organism: Xenia sp. Carnegie-2017
Lineage: Eukaryota; Metazoa; Cnidaria; Anthozoa; Malacalcyonacea; Xeniidae
Product: outer dynein arm-docking complex subunit 2-like
Exons: 15
Coding region: 1450-2517 (355 amino acids)
Source: RefSeq, a predicted model, not a curated record